CUUGAACGACCAAUCAGAUGGGCCCUCAAAACAGCGCGUAAUUUGAAAAUUUUGAAUGAUCUCAUCGAUUUACAUCUCCAAGACACAAGCCUACCAGAAAAGUUGUGCAUUAAUUACUCAAAUACGAAAUAAAAAAUAUUAUCGAAAAUGGUGGAUACCAUAUCAUUUGGAUGACUAUCAAACAAUAACAAGAACACAGCCUAAUGGUUAUGAAAAGUGGGAUCAAGAGUGGAAUGAUUCACACCUACCGAGUGAAUUACAAUUUUUCGAUACUUCACGUCUACCCACACAUUUGAAGGCAAGAAGCAAUCCGUCAAGGGAGUUUUUUAAUAUUAAAAGUAGAAAAGAACAAACUGAAGACUAUCGACGACGAUUAUUCGGGGAAUACGGAUUCAAGAGCGGCAUUAAUCCAGCCUAUUUGUUCAUGGAUGAAAAAGAAGUAUCAUUUGAAAGAGAGAAAGAGAAGCUACUUGAAAAUUCUGUUGUAGAAGUAGUGAAUGCAAAGCAGGAGGAAGAGAUAAAGACUAGGAAGGAAAAUGAAGAAUUAAUGUUACAGAUUAAGAAGAACUUAGAAAAAAUGCCGGAAUUACUGAAAAAAUAUUAUGCUCAAGAGGCUAAACAAUCAGUUACGAAAGUAGAGAAGACGGAUAAAAUGAAUAUGCUGUUAGAAGAGGCAAGAGACCGAUUUGGUUAUUAUCCGCACAAAAAUGAUCCUAAAUUCCUUAAGUUGGUGGAGGAAUUCAGCGAACAGAACAAGCUCGGACGUAAACAGAAGAAAGACAAGAGUGUAUAGAAUAAAUAAAAAUUUUCCUAAUAUUUGCUUCACGUUCUUAAAAAGUUGAAUAACGGGAUUAUUGUUCUAAUGGAGAAGAUUCGUAGCCCAGUUUAAUGAUUCUGAUAUGGUUGUCUUCUCUGAACCGGGUGCUUUAAUUGCGAAGAAUAUAGUCGAAUUCUAAGUCUAUAA
This is a messenger RNA of Trichobilharzia szidati, 964 nucleotides long. The record is from the annotation of a GenBank genome assembly. NCBI's taxonomy places the organism in Eukaryota, Metazoa, Platyhelminthes, Trematoda, Strigeidida, Schistosomatidae.